Molecule: messenger RNA, 2354 nt
Organism: Aphidius gifuensis
Lineage: Eukaryota; Metazoa; Arthropoda; Insecta; Hymenoptera; Braconidae
Product: GATA-binding factor A-like
Exons: 6
Coding region: 570-1898 (442 amino acids)
Biological process (GO): positive regulation of transcription by RNA polymerase II; negative regulation of transcription by RNA polymerase II; cell fate commitment
Molecular function (GO): RNA polymerase II cis-regulatory region sequence-specific DNA binding; DNA-binding transcription factor activity, RNA polymerase II-specific; zinc ion binding
Source: RefSeq, a predicted model, not a curated record
UCACGGUCCAGGGCAGUCCGAGAAGCGCACUCAACAGCUGCACUACGUAUCGCUGCUCCUCUUCACUUCAUUAUUUUUUUUUUAUUUAAUUAUUAAUUUUUCACAAUUUAAAUUAAUCAAUUUUUAUUAUUAUUAUUAUUUAACAAGUAUAGUGAUUAAAUAAUUUGUGAUUUUAUUAUUUAUUAUAUUAUAUUUUUUUUGUUUGUGAGUGAAUAAUUAUUAUUAAAAUUUAAAAAAGAUUGUGCCUAAUUGUGAUUUUCUUGUUUUUUAAAUGAAAAAUAAUAUUUUUUAAUUUGUUUACGGGACACUGUGUAAUUUUAUCAAUAAAAAAAAAAUAUAUAUAAACAAGUGGAAAAAAUAAUUUAAUUAUAUAUAUAAACUGGAAUAAAUCAACAGAUAAUAAAUUAUAUAUUAUUUUUAUAAAAUAUAAAAAAAAUAUUAAAUCAUUUGAAAUAUAUAUAUAUUGGAUUGUGAUAAGCAAAUUGGAAGAUUUUUUAAAAUAUUUUCCAUAGCUGAAUUGAAUUUAACUUGAUUUAUUAAAGCAAAUGUUAUUGAGGGAUUGAGCGGAAAUGUUCCACGGAAGUGGAAGUAGUGCUUACGGCCCUGGUACCGAAUACCAAACAUCUCAAUUGCAACAUCAACAACAACAACAACAACAGCAACAACAACAACAACAACAACAACAGCAACAACAGCAACAGCAACAACAACAACAUAAUCAACAACAGCACAGUCAACAACUUCAGGCACCAGUUUAUGUACCAUCAUCACGACCAGCCAUUUCUUCAUCAGCAACUGCACAAUAUCAUUCAUUUCCUAGUUCUGCAUCACCAGGAUGGGAAAAAACAUCAUGGCAACAUGGAGUUGAUAGUUAUGCAGCACAUCAUGCAUUGGCAAGUCAUACUGGUAGUUCAACUGGUAGUCAAUUAGCUAGUCAUCCUGGACAUGCUCAUCCACAUCCUGGACAUCCACAUUCAACUCUUGCUGCUCCAUUUUAUGCACAAAAUGUUGCAAUGAUGUCAUCAUGGAGAGCAUAUGAUAGUGCUGGUUUUCAACGUGCAUCACCAUACGAUACGGCAAUGGACUUUCAAUUUGCCGAGGGACGUGAAUGCGUUAAUUGCGGGGCAAUUUCUACUCCACUUUGGCGACGUGAUGGCACGGGACAUUAUUUGUGCAAUGCAUGUGGUCUUUAUCAUAAAAUGAAUGGAAUGAAUCGACCUCUUAUCAAACCAUCAAAACGCCUCAUCUCCGAAUUCCAGACGGCGACAAGACGACUUGGUUUAUGCUGUACCAAUUGUGGAACAAGAACAACAACAUUAUGGCGACGUAACAAUGAAGGAGAACCAGUUUGUAAUGCUUGUGGUCUUUAUUUUAAAUUACAUGGUGUUAAUCGUCCAUUGGCUAUGAGAAAAGAUGGUAUACAAACAAGAAAAAGAAAACCGAAAAAAACACCAGACACAAAUUCAUCAUCAAAAACAAAUGAUCAUGAAACAUCAACAUCAUCAACAUCAUCACCAUCAAUUGAAAUGAAACAUAAUCAUCAACAUCAACAUCACCACCAACAACAGCAACAACAACAACAUUUACAAAUUGAAGCAUCAAAAUCAACGUCAUCAUCAUCAUCAACAACAAUAUCAAGUGGUGCUGAACGACCAGUAUAUCUUGGUCAUGUUCCAUUACUAUCAACAAGUAGUACAAUAAUACCAACAGUUAAAACUGAACCAAGAAGUUGUGAUGGUAUUAUUGGACAACCAUAUACAUCAUAUUAUCAACAUCCACAUCAACUUGAUACACCACCAACGACUGAGCAUCAACAACAAAAUUAUUACAACACCCAAGAGACAUCAUAUCAUCAACAUCAUGUUACAACUGCCGCUAAACUUCUCGCCUCAUCAUAGAUCAAUUUUAUUAUUUUUUAUCAAAUUAAAUUUUAAUAAUAUUAAUAAUAUUAUAAUUAAUAAGUAAACGAGACUUGUCAUAAUUAUUUUUUUUUAUCUUUGAAUACAUGAAAAUAAAAUUAGAAUUUAUUUCCAUGUCAUUUUAUAUAUAUAAUUGGAAUUUUUUUUAAUUGUUGUUUUUUUAUUUCAAUUAUUGUCAAGAGAGUACUCGAUGUGUGAUAUUUAAGUUAUUUUUGGCACACGCAAUAUUUACUUGAACUCAUCAUUCAAUUUUCAUGAUUUUUUUUUUUUUUUUUUUUUUUGUAAAUAUAUAUAUCCCGAAGCAAUAAUAAAUAAUACUAGUAUAAAAAAAUAAGAGAAAGUAAAAAAAUAAAAAAAACGAAAAAAAAAAAAAAAUACACGUUAAUAAUAAUCCAUAUAUAAUAUUAAUAAUAAAAAUAUAUAUAUAUAUCACAG